AUGACGGCGUCACCUGCAGAGGAGGGCGGCGAAGAGAGCAAACCAAAUGCUCAUGCAGCGCUGCUCCAGUUCGCCUCAGCUGCGGAAGAGGAGAUGACGCUGUCUGACGAGUUGGAAGGAAUCAUUCGCAAUCUGGCAGAAACAGGUGCCGCUGCGUGCUACCCCUGGGAUGCCCUGCGAAUACUCUUGGUCGGACCAGAGCGACCCUAUCCGCGAACUGCCAUGGCUCUUUGCACCUUUCUGCUCCUGCUCCCAUUGUGUGCUGCGCAGCAGCCUGGCACUCUCAAGUCCGAAGGAAGCCCGACUAUGACAGUGAAGGAAUGCUCCAAAGGGCAAUGCACCACCAAAGAGCACAAGCUGGUUCUGGACGCUAACUGGCGCUGGAUCCACACGACCGAGGGGUACAAGAAUUGCUACGACGGCAACGAGUGGGACACAAGCAUCUGCGCUGAUCCGGAAGCUUGUGCACAGGACUGUGCACUGGAGGCAGUGGAUGAAAAGCAGUACGAGAGAAUUUAUGGUAUCACUCGAGUGCCAGGGGGUGUUCGUCUCAACUUCGUCACCGGAUCCAACGUGGGAUCUCGGCUUUUCCUCCUGGAAGAUGAUGACAACUACAAGCUCUUCAAGCUGAAGAACCGAGAGUUUGCCAUGGACGUGGACUCCUCCGCUGUGGAAUGCGGCAUGAAUGGGGCGAUGUACUUCAUCGAGAUGGCCGCCGAUGGCGGCAAGGGCGUCGGCUACAACGCCGCAGGUGCCAAGUAUGGUACUGGAUACUGUGAUGCACAGUGCCCUCACGAUGUGAAGUUCAUUGACGGCAAAGCGAACUCGAAGAAUUGGAAGCCUCAUCCCAAAGACUUCAGCAACACCAUGGGCCUUGGCCACUAUGGCGCAUGCUGUGCAGAGAUGGACAUUUGGGAGGCGAACAAAAUGUCAACGGCUUAUACCCCACACCCGUGUGACAUUGACACCCCGGGUCAGUACAUGUGCAGCGGCACUGAGUGUGGAGACAAUGACAGCGGUGAGAGAUACGACGGAGUUUGUGACAAGGAUGGCUGCGACAUCAACCCUUUCCGCAACCAGAACACUACAUUCUACGGUCCGGGAGAGCAGUGGGCUGUGGAUUCUAGCAGGCCUAUGACCGUCGUGACGCAGUUCCUCACUACGGAUGGUACUGAUUCUGGCGAUCUUUCCGAAAUCCGCCGCUUCUACGUGCAGGACGGCCGUGCGGUGGCAAGCCCAUCCAUCACGAUCCUUCCGAAGGCACCGAGCUAUCCCGACUCCAUCACGGACCAAACGUGCAAGGACAUGAAGGAGCUUUUCGAUAACCAGAACGACUUUCAGGAGAAAGGUGGCAACAAGGCCAUGGGCGAGUCCUUGAGCCGCGGGCACGUUGCGGCAUUUUCCCUUUGGGAUGACAUCGAUGUUCACAUGAUGUGGCUGGACUCUCACUACCCUGAAGACAGGGAGCGUGGGGAACCAGGCGUCCAGCGCGGCAUGUGCCCGGGCGGUGAAGACAGCUCUCCUCGAAAUGUACGCAGCAAGCAUCCGCGGGGCUACGUCACCUUUGCCAAUGUGGCAAUUGGAGAAAUCGGUUCCACACAGUCCGUGUACCCUGGAACUACCGGACCAGUGCCGCCUACGGCAUCCACGACUACAACAACAAGCCCAGUGGCAACAGUGAAGCCAACCACGACAGUGACAGCCACACAGCCGUCCUGCGCCAAGGCGUGGCAGCAGUGUGGGGGACGAAAUCAUAAUGGUCCGACCUGCUGCGCAGAUGGCUGGAGUUGCGUUGUGGAUAGCGAAUGGUACUCGCAGUGCAAGCCAGGCACUGACACUGCUUUCGCUCAAGCAAACAAACCAAGGGACCGGCGACAGAAGUUCUUGGGUCCAAGCUUCAUGCAGUCCAAGGCCAAGGGCAGGAUAACAUUCCUAAUGAAUUUGAUCCGCCCAGCUGGAGACAUUAUCUUGUCUGAGCGCUGCAACAUAGCCCUUGCAGCUAUAGCCACCACAGCCAAGAAGAUGGAGACGGUCCUGACAGACUUCUGGCGCGACGCGCCAGACCUGACUCUCAGUGAAGGCGAGACCUUCCAGCACAGCGCUGUGGAGCCAUUGAAGCAGUCGCUGUUGGAACCGCGACGGGAAGGUGCUCCCUGGACCACUCAGAGACUUUGUGAGCUUCUCGCGCAACCGCGGACGAGCUACAAGUCUACCAGGAUCUGGCUUAGGAAUUGGGGCGUAGGGUUUAAGUUUCGGGAGUGA
Messenger RNA from Symbiodinium sp. CCMP2456, 2262 nucleotides. Lineage: Eukaryota; Dinophyceae; Suessiales; Symbiodiniaceae. The record is from the annotation of a GenBank genome assembly.